UUCAAAGUCUUAAAAAUAAAAUCUCACGAUUCGCGAAACCAUAUUGUUCUAGUAGAUGCGCUUCAUUCGCAGCUUCUCACUCAUUUCCUUCACUUCCAUUUCUUCGAAUCUCACCGUCUCCCAUUUUUUGUCAUCUAAAUUUCUACUUUAAGCUUGAAUUUUCUCGUUAUCUUACAUAUUUUCUCCAUAACCAUGGAGAUGCGUAAAACAUUUAAGCAUCAGUUUGCAGGAUUUUUACUGCUUGCAUGCUUUUCGAUUCAACUUUUCGCUUCUGAUCCUAUCUUUUAUGAAUCUUUUGAUGACACUUUUGAGGGGAGAUGGAUCGUAUCCGAGAAAGAUGAGUACAACGGUGUUUGGAAGCAUUCAAAAAGUGAGGGACAUGAAGACUAUGGACUUCUUGUUAGUGAAAAGGCAAGAAAGUACGCUAUUGUGAAAGAACUUGAGAAACCUGUUGAAUUGAAGGGAAAAACUAUUGUUCUCCAAUACGAAACACGCCUCCAGAAUGGUCUUGAAUGUGGUGGUGCUUACUUGAAGUAUCUCCGUCCUCAAGAAGCUGGGAUGGUGCCCAAGGAAUUUGACAAUGAAUCACCAUAUUCUAUCAUGUUUGGACCUGACAAAUGUGGGUCCACAAACAAGGUUCACUUCAUUUUGAAGCACAAGAACCCUAAGAGUGGAGAAUAUGUUGAACACCAUCUCAAAUUUCCACCUUCUGUCCCAUCUGAUAAGUUAUCUCAUGUUUAUACGGCUAUUUUGACCCCUGACAAUGACGUGCGCAUUCUCAUUGAUGGUGAAGAGAAGAAGAAAGCUAGCAUCCUUUUGGGUGAUCAUUUUGAACCAGCUAUUAUCCCACCGAAGACCAUUCCAGACCCAGAAGAUAAGAAGCCUGAGGACUGGGAUGAGAGGGAAAAGAUUCCUGACCCAAAUGCAGUAAAACCUGAUGAUUGGGAUGAGAGUGCACCAAUGGAGAUUGAAGAUGAGGAGGCUGAGAAACCCGAAGGAUGGUUGGAUGAUGAGCCAGAAGAAAUUGAUGACCCAGAGGCUACUAAACCUGAAGAUUGGGAUGAUGAGGAGGAUGGUGAAUGGGAAGCACCAAAGAUCGAAAAUCCCAAGUGCGAAGAAGCACCUGGUUGUGGUGAAUGGAAGAGGCCAAUGAAGAGAAACCCAGCUUACAAGGGAAAAUGGCACGCCCCACUAAUCGACAACCCGAACUACAAGGGUAUCUGGAAGCCACAAGAAAUUCCCAACCCUAACUACUUUGAGCUUACAACCCCAGACUUUGAGCCAAUUGCAGCUAUUGGUAUUGAGAUAUGGACCAUGCAAGAUGGCAUACUGUUUGACAACAUUUUAAUUGCUGAUGACGAAAAGACAGCUGAAUCAUACAGAGAGACCCAAUGGAAGCCCAAGUUUGACGCAGAAAAAGAAAAAGAGAAGGUUGAGGAAGAAGCUACCCGUUCAGCAGAUGGCAUCUCGGGCAUUCAGAAGAAGGUAUUUGAUGUUCUGUACAAGGUUGCUGACAUCCCAUUUUUGGAACCCUACCAGGCUAAGAUUAAUGAAUUGAUCGAGAAAGCAGAGACACAACCAAAUAUCACCAUUGGUGUCCUGGUCUCCAUUGCAGUAAUUUUUGUCACUCUCUUCUUCAAGCUACUUUUUGGUGGGAAAAAACAGGCUUCUGCAAGUCAGCCAGCUCCUGCAGAGGAUUCAACCACCAAGGAAGGCAACGAGGAGAAGGAAGAGGAAAACGAAAAGGAAGAAACUGCUGCUCCUCGCCGAAGAACAAGGCGUGAGAAUUAGAGACUUCGAUCAAUGGUUAUAUGUUUGGAUUUAACAUUACGAAUUCCUCAAAGACUAAAUGAUACGAUAAGGAGAGAAACAAACUGAUGCCUGGUUGCUACAGAUUUCUUACCAUCACUUCGGAGCAUUCCAUUCAGUUGUAGGAAUGUAAAUUAGAAUUUAACAGGAUUGUUUCUUUAGUAAUUUUUGCGCGAUUUUGUUCUUUAUUUUCGAAUUAUAAUUUUGGAUGAUAUGAAAUUUACGGGUUAGUCAUG
Molecule: messenger RNA, 2045 nt
Organism: Amaranthus tricolor (Joseph's coat)
Lineage: Eukaryota; Viridiplantae; Streptophyta; Magnoliopsida; Caryophyllales; Amaranthaceae
Product: calnexin homolog
Exons: 6
Coding region: 193-1791 (532 amino acids)
Biological process (GO): protein folding
Cellular component (GO): endoplasmic reticulum; endoplasmic reticulum membrane
Molecular function (GO): calcium ion binding
Source: RefSeq, a predicted model, not a curated record